CGGAGACCCGCCGGUAAUAAUAUUAUAUAGUCUCUCUUGGCAUUUUUUCCCCCAUUCGUCUCCCUCACCCGUUUUCUCUCCUUCUCCAUUUUCAGUUUAAUUUUACAGUUCGUUCCCUCUUUCUCUCUUUCGCCAUUUUCAUACUUAUUUUUCAUUUUUAAUUUUUCCAAUAAGAUGUCGUUUAUAUAUAUAUAUAUACUUUGUUUCAGGUGGCUUGUGACAACUUGGGUUGAGUUUCACUUCGAUAAAACUUGGCUGUUUUCUCGACUUUCGUUUACAGUGUUGGGUAGUAUUUCUAUUGCCAUUUUGGUGGAAGAAGACAAACAAACAUGACUACUAUGGCGGAAAUGAUGAAGUCAAUGCGUGAAGAGAUCCGGAUGUUGAAAUCUCAACAAGGUCCAUCUGGUAAUCCUCAGCAUACCAGUACAGAAGCUGAGUCGCGGUUUGAAAGCCUUCUCCAACGAUAUUUACCAUCACAACCUGAAGGUGGUAUAUCUUCUCAUAGUCCACCUCCUUGGUCGAUGCCACAACAACAACAACAUGUGUAUCCACCUCAACAGAAUUAUCCAAACACGUAUGGACGCUCCUCCCAGUCCCCUCCUUUUUAUUACCCCGACCUCCCUACAGGAUCUCAGACGUCACAUCCUAGGCAGCAGCAUCCACAGCAGAUGUAUGGUCAAUUUGUGAGUUCGUCGCAGCAGCAGAGGUAUGGUCAGUUUGAGAGUUUUUUGCAUCAGUCUCCCUCGCCGCGACCACAUGCUCGACAAUUUAGGUCAUCUUCGCAGCAUCACACUACACAAGCACCACAGUUUGCUUCACCACCGUUGCCGCGCCCUAAUACUAGUGAUCAAGAUAUUGAUCUUAACGAAUAUUUUACACCAAGUUGGCCUGAUCAAAACAAUAAUAAUUAGAUUAUGUUUUUUAAUUAUAUUAAGACUGAAAUUUUAUUAUGUUUAUUUUAUAAUUAGUUUAUAUGUAAUUAAAAUGAGACAAUUUGUAUUUUAUUAAGUUUAUAUGUAAUUAAAAUGAGACAAUUUGUAUUUUAUUAAGUUAAUUUUAUGAUUAAUUACAAUUUUAU
Humulus lupulus (European hop) is the source of this 1078-nucleotide messenger RNA. Its product is annotated as TOM1-like protein 6. Bases 330 to 911 code for a protein of 193 amino acids. The transcript has 3 exons. The record is from RefSeq and is a predicted model, not a curated record. Lineage: Eukaryota; Viridiplantae; Streptophyta; Magnoliopsida; Rosales; Cannabaceae.